Molecule: messenger RNA, 2779 nt
Organism: Bactrocera neohumeralis
Lineage: Eukaryota; Metazoa; Arthropoda; Insecta; Diptera; Tephritidae
Exons: 3
Coding region: 1997-2542 (181 amino acids)
Source: RefSeq, a predicted model, not a curated record
CUUCUACACAUGACUCCAUCCUCCUAGCUAGUCUUACUGUGGGAAAAGAGCUCAUUGUAGCCCAGUGUUGGCUAAGAGCUCUAAUAGCUGAGUUAAGGUUGCCUGUGAUUCCACUGUAGCCUGGUACAAUAGUCAAGAAAUCUGAAGUUGAUGACAAUUGAUUCCUCCAUCAAACGUUCCCUCAAGCUUUAAUUCAUUCGUAAAGAAGCUUGCUGCUCUACCACCCACAAGGCCCUCGCAGGUAUGUGGAUGGAGAAAAAACUAUCAGAGUUUGGUUUGGCGACUCCUGAUCGAACAGAUCUGGUAUAUGUCCAGAUUCUUUGAGGCUGAUGGAAAAUUUCUCAGGCGUACUCCUUCUGCCUAUAUACCAUAUAUGGGCAAUAUUGCAAAAUGGCAAUUCGCACGAUUAAGUGGCAUGGUUGGAGUGAAUCUUUGAACGCCACACAUGCUAAUGAGCUCGGCUCGUUGGACGCUCUACAACUUCCUUGCAAGCGUGGUCUUUUCUAGGGUCAUCCAAUACACAAAAACCCUAUAGAACAUAAUGGGCUUGACUAUAGUAUCGAAGAGUCGAAAGAUUACUUUCGGUGAAAGACAUCAGGGAAGGACCUAAUUUUCGAAAUUAGUUGUGAUUGAUACUGCUUCAUUAUUUGAGAUUUAUACAGUAAAUCUAUUAGAACCUAUAAGUAUUAAAAAGUAUGGAAACGACCUAAAUGAAGAAAUAGAUGAAGAUUGCAGUAAAAAGAGACUUCUCUGAAAUGAAGUGAAGAUUCACCGCAGUGAGUGACUCAUCUUCAUUUCUAUGAUGGUUCCAUUACAUCGGAGAAGAUGGAGUCAACGCAGUUGAAAAAAUUUCGCAAAAAAGUAGUCCAUUCAUGGAACUGAUAAGUUGUCCAAAGUACCUAUUUACCGCAGACACGUUUACUAUGCAAAUUUUUAAACCAGUCUUACCCUUUACAACUUAUCGAAUGCCAUCAACGCUCGAAAAUAAGGAGCCUUUCCGCAAAUAUUUUGCAAUUUACACGCUUCUGUCUCGCGAUCAUUUAGUGCUUCAGAAAAGAUCAAACAUUUUCAUAGAUUAUGCUCGUCAAAGAUCGGGAUUACAGCACCAACUACACUUUGCCUAGAGGCCCAAUUUUAAAAUAGCCGUUUGUUUUUCAUUAAUUAGUUCGAUAAUUAAAUGAUUAAAUGUGAUGUUUCGGUCUUUUUAUUAAAUACUAGGUCUUGUUAUUCCUAAUAUACGAAUAUUCCGAUAAAAUCUGAAAAACAUAACCCAGGAUUCAGGCACGUCAACGCCAUCGAACACUACAAAGGGAGACAUCAACAAACACCGGGAGCGGCAAGUGUCAAUUCCUGGAGGAACUUACGUCAAAGCAGACAGCUCUUUUCGUGGAAGUCGCCGGGGAUGACAAAUUUCGUUUCAUAAGUUGUGGCGAAGCCAAAAUUCGAGGCGGCAAAAGGUUAUUUCGUGAUAAGUCCACACAGCCCUCCCUAAAACCGUAGACCGGUGAGUAGUGGCUUUGACAAAAUCCGGGCAAGUAGUGAAAGACCUGGAGUCGUAACCGAAAAAGACCGGAACCGGUGCCAACGGGCUUUUGUCCGAGCCCCGAUGAGAACUAAAAUGUAUGGCGCCAGUGUAAAUUUUACUUUAGACACCUGAGGAGGGUAAAUCACCCAGUCAAGGAAGAACCCUUACUCUGGACAGAAACCGGCAAAUGCGGUACUACGCACCAGUAUAUACGAUAUAGGACCGUGUGAGAUUCUUUCACAUAUUGUAGAGUUAUCAAAAUUUCGACUAUACCCGAAAGUGGCCUUCCCUUACAUAUUUAUUUUAAAUUUUUCAAUAUUUAACACGCAAAUCCAAAUGCAAUAAAACAUAAAACAAAUUGCAGGGCAAUCAAUCAAUUGUCAUAGAUUUUUAAUUUAUCUACAUUUUUUUAAAUUUUCCUAACAAGCAGUAUACAAUUAAGCAGAAAAAUACUCAUCAAAACUUAUUGAAAUGGAGACCUCCAGGAAGUUUCGUUGGCUCGUGUUUAUAUAUCUGUUCAUUUCAAGUGGGUUUGUUGAUACUUUUACAAAAUUAACCAACAUCAACUGCAAAACGCUGGAUAAGCCUUUCGCCGAUUUCAAGAGUUGUCGCCUGCAUGUGCCGAAAAGGGGAGAGAUCGCAUUAUCCUUGCAUGUUCGGCUCUUUCAGUUACCAGUUAAUAAUGUCAGUGUAAACCUUGCAUUUUUCAAGAAAGCCAGUGGUUACCGUCCAUUUUUGUACAAUGUUACCGUCGAUUUUUGUGGUUACAUGGCGAACAAGAAACGUUAUCCUUUCCUUAAUAUAUUCCAUGGUGCCUUCCUGACGAAGUCCAACAUUAACCACACCUGUCCCUAUAACCAUGACAUAAUCAUUCAAAAUCUAAUAUUGCGGGAUGAUAUGUUCGGGCGGCUACCGGUGCCAGCGGGAGAGUAUAUGACUAAGUUGAUGGUGGGAGCCUACAACGAAUGGAAGGCUGAUGUGAAGGCUUACUUCACAAUAAAACUCAAUAAAGAGUAGCAUUUAGUUGAGGAAGUGAUAGCAAAUAUGGAGAAUAGAUGCAUUUAUAUUAUGCAAAAAACUAAGAAAGAUGCCAACCUAUUUCGAAAAUAUUGCCAAAAGAUAAGUAUUUAUCGUAAAACAUUAUAUAUUAAUGCUUGCUUUUAUAAUAUUUUAUUUAUUGGAUUUGUUCUAAUAAAUAAACUUAUAAAUGGUAACUUUAAUGUAAAUGUAAUAAAAUUGCUCGGGGUGUAAAAA